Durusdinium trenchii is the source of this 1399-nucleotide messenger RNA. The record is from the annotation of a GenBank genome assembly. NCBI's taxonomy places the organism in Eukaryota, Dinophyceae, Suessiales, Symbiodiniaceae.
CCUCUUGCUCCCUCUCCGCGCCUCGUUCCACUUGCCAUGUCCGAACCGGGCCUCGUUCCACUCACGGGGCGCGCCCCAAGUCAAAUCGUGCGGCUGAGCUCGGCCCUCGACGAACGUCGGCUCCGCACGAGCUUUCUGCGCGCAGUUCAGAGUAGCGCCGCUGAGGCCACCGCGGCCAACUUCCGCCUCCGCGCGGCGGCCGCGGCGGCCGCCGCGGCGCAGGUGGCGCAGCGCAGCCCCACGGCGCAGCGCAGGCCCAGCGGGACACAGCGACGCUCGCGGCCCACGGUGACCACGCUCUACGGCAGCGACGGGCUUGAGGAGAUCCUCUACCAAGAGCUUCGGAGGGGUGGCGCCGUGCCCACGAAGCUGGACCGUUGGUGGUGCGUUUCAGGCGUUGCUGGUGUGCACCCACGCAGCGCAAGCAGGGUCAUCCAUUCGUUCGCUCUCAUCACAGACAAAGACUUCGCAGAAUUCAACUCGGUCAUGACAGCACCAGAUGAGCUCAGUGAGUACGUCCAGGCUCUUCUGGAGCCACACGCAUUGCACAAGGCCGUCAGUGCCUUGAGAGCGAAGAUGAAGGUACAGCGAUACAACCUCCGUUCUUCGUCUGACAGGACUUUGGACUUGAAGAAAGUUCUCGGUCCAUCCAUUCGUCAAGGGAUCGAUAUGAAGAUUGGCUGGCGAUUCGAUGAGAAGAGGCCAGAUGUCACCUUGGUUGUUCACUUGGGUCGGGACUAUUUGGCCAUGGGACUGGAGGACGCCAGGUGCCAGGUCCGCCCCUCUGAGGCCCUGCGAGGCGCGAUGGCAUUCUUGGCCUCUGAAGCUGCGCGGGGCCAUGCAGUGGUGGAUCCCUGCUGUGGGCAAGGAUCCUUGUUGAAGCUGGCGCAGGAGUUGUGGCCCAAGGAACCUUCUCGCAUGCUUGGCCAAGAUGUGCGACAGGCGGCCCUCGCUCGCGCUGCAGAGAUCGGGGGCCGCCUGGAGCUUUCGCGGGGCGACGGUGGAGAUCUUCCGCUCGGCGACGGGGAAGCAGACGCCUUCUUGUCUGAUUUGCCCAAUGCUGGCACAACCGAGGAGCGCAGCCUGCUUUGCCAGCGAGUAGUCGCGGAGGCCUCCCGGGUGUUACGGCCGGAUGGCCGCCUGGUGCUGAUGACGGGCUCCCCGGAGCUCCUGGCACAGGAGGUGGUGAAGGGAGCCUGGCGGACGGUGGGCGCCUGGCCCAUCCGUCGGCGUCGGGCGACGCGGAGCGAGGAGAAGGUGGAGCAGUUGGUGUGCCUGGAGAAGGCGGCAGAGGAGCCAAAGAAAGCUCCGAAGGAUCUCGCAUUGAAAGAGGAGAGCGCUCCGAAGAAGUCUGAGGAGAUCAAAGCUCUUUGGGAACGACUCGGCAUUUAGCGUCCAA